AUGGGUCUCUUCAAGUUCUUGUCCAAGAAGGGCUCCAUUGAUGAAUUAUCCCGGCAGCAGGCGACUACCAAAGGCCAGGCAUAUGAUUCCACCACCAUUGCCCCACCACCCAUCCGAGGCACCCUUCCUGUUCGCGGUAAUGGUCCCACCAAUAUUCAAAAUCUCAAACAAGCCGCUCGUGAUCGCGCUCAGGCCCAGAAUGAUGCUGGAUUAGAUACUACCAUCCGACUACGUUCUAGGAGUGUUGGCCGACCCAAUACCGCGCCAGAUGCCCCACCUUGCCCUUCCUCGCAGCAAAGACCAAAGUCAUCUGGCAAGUCUAGUGCCCGGAAGCGAGACCCGACCCGCGCUCAGCCUUUCCUUAUCAACAAGCGACCUGGUCCGCCAUACCUCAUCGGUUUAACAAGCCCGCAAGGUGACUCUGCGCAAGUACAAGAUGACAAUGCCAGCACCAAAGGCCGAGGCCAAAUGCCUCCUCCUGUGCCUCCCAUCUCCGCGCACUUCAAGCAGUCGUCGAUUUCCACAGCCAGCUGGACAGUUGCAUCCGAUACCGCUUCUAUCAAAACCGGGAUGGCUUCUACUUCCAAUUCCGUCGCUAAGCCCCCCAACGGCCAUAUCGACAUCCUCGAUGCUCAAGGCGCACUGAAGCCCUCUGAUUUCAAAUCCCGUGUGAAGGCUGCUGGCGCUCGUGACUAUGGGGAGGACGUGGCGGAGCGUAAUUUGGGUGUCAACGGUGUUGACCUGACUAGCCCGGCUGUCCAGGCUUUCUAUGCUUUGACUGGCGGCGCUCAGCUUGCCUAUAAGUCUGAUGGUAGUGCCAUUGACGUCUUUGGCAAUAAAUACGCCGCCGGUUCCAUUCCAAUCCAUUUCCAGCGAGCGCCACGACUUGUUUUCGAUGAGCAGUACGACUCAGAGCCGGCUCUGUCGUACCCUCACCACAAAGCAAAGAGUAAAGGAGAUAGCUACCCCAAGCGAACGACAAGCCUGGAGCCUCGGUUUGCCAGCUUGCUGCGGAAUCCUGGUGAGGCUGUUGGCCCAAGAGACACAAGUUAUGCUGCCAGCGAGGCCGCUUUGCGCCGCAAAUCUGUUCAUGGGAGCGCUUUAUCCCCCCCUUCUUAUUCACAGCCUAUGGCUCGCCCUUUGAGCAUGCACUCCGCAAUUAUGCCCGAUCAUUACAUCGAUGCGGCCACGAUCCCCGACAUUCCACGAAGCCGGCCAAACACAGGUUCCUCGGCCGGGCAAACGCCUACCAAACUCAAAAAUGGACGAUCCAGAGAUUCGUCUGCCUUGUCCAAGGAGCACUAUUUUGUCAAGACUUCAAACUCAUCCAGGUUUCAGCGAGAUGAUGAGUCCGUUGCCUCGUCUACGAUUUACGAUGGCGAGGAAACUGAGACGGACGAUGCUGAGCCCUUCCAGCAUCCGCGACCUCAGUCGCCACAGAGAAGGGGGCGGGAUGACCAACGCGAGCCGAGUUACGAUGAGAUUGGGAUCGCGACAUCUGACGAUUUCUUGUCCCCUGUGCCCCCAGCGCCUCCCGCUCGCAACCCCAACCGUAACUCUGGUCUUUGGGUUGAUCAUGUCCGCCAGCUGCAGCAGCAAAACCAUCAAGUGGAAUCAGACGCCCACAAUCAACGGAACCAGAAAAACACCAGUCCAGUUGGGCAGAUUCGUUCCGAGCAAAGCCAGCCUAGUACUUCUCGACCCUCUAGCUCCUCUUCCCGCACCCGUAACCGCUCUGUUGGUGCCAGCUCCUCCCAUGCUGGCCGAGUAUGUCUCGAUGAUAUAACUGAGCAUAUUCCUAACCGCAGCUCAUCUCUAUCCGUGUCUUCUGUUACACCUACCGUGGCGUCCUCGAACCAAUCUAGCAACCCGUUCCCCCGCCCUCAGAGCCGGCACACAGCCAACACCUCCGUCGAUCUCGCCUACUCUAUCCCCGUGAAACCCCCAGUUCUUGAUUACAGCCACGCCCUGAAUGGCAAAAACAGCCGCAACACAUUCGGAAGCAUACACGGUAGUCGUGAAAACGUUGCUGCUACGUCACCGAUUUAUGACAACGAGGAUGGUUACUUGACGUCAACAACUGAUGGAUCAGACAUUGAGUCAUACAUUAAGAAGCGCACACGCAAGAAUCGCGACGGAGAAGGUCUUCUUUUUAACGAAUCUGGUUACGGUGGUGCUCUUCCCGGACUCUUCGAUAGCCCAACCGGAAUCUUUUCUUCUUUACCGGCGCCCAGCAGCCUUCCCAGCACGCAGUAUAGACCGAGGAGCAGCGGCCUUCGCCACUCGAAGGCGCCUAUUUCUCGUCCAUUCACUAGCCAUUCGCGGGUGCUUCCACAUCCCUUUCCGACAUGGGAGGAAGGUGACUCGUCAUCAUCGAUGACCGUCUCAGAGCCAGAUAUCGAGACUCCGCGUGGUGACAAUGUCGCUUCACCUGUUGAUGAAGCUGACAAUGAACACUCGUUAAAUGGCAUUGGCCAUCUUGACGAUAAUAAGCUCAGUACCGACCUCGCCGUCCGCCUGAGAAAGCAGCUGAAGCGUCGCAAUAGGGUCGUGGCUCGGGAGAAGCUAUUGCAAGAACAAAAAGAAGGACUCGACCAUGCUCAAUACCAAUUCAAAUCCGUGGUGGAAUAG
This is a messenger RNA of Clonostachys solani, 2631 nucleotides long. Lineage: Eukaryota; Fungi; Ascomycota; Sordariomycetes; Hypocreales; Bionectriaceae. The record is from the annotation of a GenBank genome assembly.